Molecule: messenger RNA, 2821 nt
Organism: Meloidogyne enterolobii
Lineage: Eukaryota; Metazoa; Nematoda; Chromadorea; Rhabditida; Meloidogynidae
Source: the annotation of a GenBank genome assembly
UUUUUUAGACAUUUCUUAACUUCAUACAGUCAAUUACUCGAGAUCUUUUCUCCAAAAAUGUUGCCCCGGUUUGCCAUUACGGCUUUUUGCCAUAACGGCGCGCUACGGUUCUCUUUGACGGCUCGGCAAUCUACCCUAACCUCCUACAUUCCCCUAAAGUGAUGUUGUGUUCAUAAAGUGAUGUUGUGCUGAACGUAGAAGAAGCUAAUUCAAUGGGAGAAGCAAAUUUCGGUUCCCGGCUUUAGCUAAGUUCUUGUUAUCAAAAUACCUAGUAAUAUUUUUAUUUUUUACAGAUUUAUUUUUAAUUUUUAUCUCCUUAUUUUUAAUUCCUUCAGUAUUUAUGUUUAUCCUCCCCACCAUAUUAUUUUCAUUUUCCACAUUUGCCAGUUUCACUUUUCUCUCAUUCUCAAGUGCCACUCCAAGACAAAUACAAGUACCUGGUUCAAUACUCAUUGGGGGCCUAUUUCCAAUACACGAGAGUAGCAGAAAUACUUCUGGUUCUACACUUUGUGGGCGAAUAAAGGCUGAUCAGGGAGUUCAACGGAUGGUGUCUAUGCUAUAUGCAUUAGAGCAAAUCAACAAAAACCAUCGUAUUUUGCCUGGGAUUCAAUUGGGAGCACAAAUUCUAGAUUCAUGUUCUGUGGAAACCCAUGCAUUAGAACAAAGUUUACAAUUUAUCCAGUCUGUAUGUGCAGAAGGAGAACAACAAUAUUUUAAUGAAAAAUUAUCUUUAAUAUCUGAGCAAAGUAAAGGGAGAAAAAUAGCUGCAGUUAUAGGGGCUGCUUCUUCUCAAAUUCCUAUGGUCAGCUAUUCUUCAACGGGCGUUGAAUUAAGUGAAAAGCCUCGUUUUGCCUAUUUCUCUCGUGUUGUGCCCCCAGACAAUUUACAGGCUAAAGCUAUGGCACACUUGGUCGCCGCUCUAGGUUGGAAUUAUGUCCAUGCAAUUGUAGAUACUGGAAGUUAUGGGGAAAGGGGAAUGGAUAGUUUUCGAGCUGCUGCUACAGAUUUGAAUAUUUGUAUAGAUGGAGAUGUUCAUAAAAUAAGUAGAAGAUGGACUGAUGAACAAUACGAAGAAUUACUUUUACGAAUGAGAAAUUCAAAAGCUAGAGGUGUUGUUAUGUUUGUGGAUGAAGAUAAUUUGCGUCGUUUUCUUUCUAAUCUUAAAAGGCUAAUAAUACUUUCAGAAAAGACUAAACCUUAUAUGCCUAGACUUAGAAAUUAUUUUUGGUUCGUAGCAAGUGACAGUUGGGGUGUAAAAGUUUCUGUAGUAAAAGGCUUUGAGCAUAUUAUCAAUGGAGCAAUAACUGUUGCCCCAAAAGUCAGAUAUCUUCAAGGGUUUGCUGAAUAUUUUGCAGCUUUGGGACCUUCAAAUACUUUUCUUAGUGAAUAUUGGCAAUUUAUGAAUUGUUCCGAACAUUUUCAUCCAAAUUUUGGAUCUUGUUUCAAAACCCAAAGUCAUUAUUUUAAACAAGAGGCUUAUGUUCCUUUUGUUUAUGAUGCUGUUCAGUUGGUAGCUAAAGCUUUGCAUAAUUAUAUAAAGGAGGAUUGCGGUUUUGAUAGACAAUGGGAAGAUUGUGAAUUGGCCAAAAAUGGUUUUGAUGGGAAGAGACUACAAAAACUUUAUCGAAAUGUUUCGCUUAUAGAUGGCCAACCACCUCUUAUUGACGCUAAUGGUGACGGAAAUGGACAAUACAGUAUAUUUCAAUUGGACGAAAGAGGACUUUACCGAAGAGUAGGAGGCUGGAUAGAUAACGAACUUAUUGACCUGGAUGUGGCAGAUAUCCGAGCUGGGCUUCAGGUGAAUAUUAAGGAAUUGAACAAUUCGAGGGGGAAAGGCUUGAACUGUAGUUUGAAAAAGAAUAAGAAUCUGGGCAGUUGUAUCCAAUGCCCUCUUGGUGAAGUGCCUAAUGCAGAAUUAAGUAUUUGCGAGCCUAUAAGACCAAUACAUUUGGAUUGGGAUAGCCCUUGGGCUUUUGUUCCUGCUAUUUUUUCUAGUAUAGGUUUGCUAGCUACUUGUGCAGUGACUGCUGUGUUUAUCCGUUACAAUUAUACACCUGUGGUAAUGGCUUCUGGGCGUGAAUUAUGUUAUUGUAUGUUGGCCGGAAUUGCUUUAUGUUAUGGAGUUACUUUUGUUUUGGUCAGUCCUCCAUCAGAAUUGGUAUGUACAUUAACAAGAAUACUUAUCGGUUUAUCAAUGGCAACUGUUUAUGCAGCAAUUCUUGUAAAAACGAAUAGAUUAACACGCGUGUUUAAGCCAAAUAGUGCUUUAAGGCCAAAAUGGAUUGGGCCUACUGCACAAGUAUUCUUUUGCGCAAUUCUUGCAUCAGUACAGCUUGGAAUUGCUUUAGUUUGGAUUUGGUUGGAGCCUCCAGGAACUGCUAUUCAAUAUCCAUCGCGUACUGAAGCUGUUCUAACAUGCAAAGCUACACUUUCACAUUUGCUUAUUUCACUUUUCUAUUGUGGAAUUCUUAUAAUUGCUUGCACAAUUUAUGCAUUUAAAACACGUGAAAUACCUGAAAAUUUUAAUGAAACCCGUCUUAUUGGAUUCACAAUGUAUUCAUCUAGCAUACUUUGGCUAGCAUUUGGACCUAUUUAUUUUGCUACACAAAAUAACUUUCGAAUCCAACUCACUUCACUUUGCAUUACCAUUUCAUUAAGCGGGACAGUUGCUUUAACUUGUUUUUUUGCACCAAAGGUUUAUAUCUGCCUGUUCCAACCUUACAAAAAUGUUAGAACACGAAGUUCUGCUGUAGGGAAAUUAGUGAAUCAGCAAAUGCGUUUUAUUAGGUAUUUUAAAUUUUUUAGUAUUUUAUGUGAGUGA